Molecule: messenger RNA, 1731 nt
Organism: Penicillium arizonense
Lineage: Eukaryota; Fungi; Ascomycota; Eurotiomycetes; Eurotiales; Aspergillaceae
Exons: 9
Coding region: 1-1731 (576 amino acids)
Molecular function (GO): copper ion binding; oxidoreductase activity
Source: RefSeq, a predicted model, not a curated record
AUGGCCGAUCGUGACCUGUUCUCAUCUGCGCCUUUGAUCCUGACCGGAAAGCAUCAACACCUCCAAAAAGACCAGGAAAUCGCAACGCGCCCAAGAAUCGAACUUCACUCAGAGGAUCAUGUGUACCGAGCGCCGGUGACACAGUACCUGGACUGGCAUAUUACAGUGGACCACCGCAGGCCGGAUGGUGUACUGAAGCGGGUCUAUCUCAUCAAUGACCUGUUUCCUGGCCCGACGGUUGAGGCCCGCUCUGGUGAUACCUUGAUCAUCACUGUUGAGAAUGGGCUGCUAGAUGAGUCGGUUACGCUUCACUGGCAUGGCCUUCAUGUUGCCAAUUCUAUGGACGGGGCUGCCGGAGUUUCUCAAUGUCCUAUUUCCCCCGGGAGUCAAUUUGUAUACAAUUUGACAAUUCCAUCCGAUCAAAGUGGUACUUUUUGGUAUCAUGCUCAUUCGGGGGUCUCGCGAGCCGAUGGCCUUUAUGGUGGGCUAAUUGUUCAUGCGCCGGCUUCAAAAUCGACCGUUCGAGGCUUGAUGGCCCAGAAAGAGGAUAAUGAUGAGCCAUACACUUAUGAAAAAGAGCUUCUGCUUCUUAUCGGCGACUGGUAUCAUCGGCCUGCAAGUGAGGUCCUUGAGUGGUACAUGGACCCUGGGAACUUUGGGAAUGAGCCUGUUCCUGAUUCUCUACUCAUCAAUGGAGUGGGACGCUUUGACUGCAGCAUGGCUGUUCCUGCACUGCCGGUGGAUUGCAUUAAGGGUAUGAACUGGUCAAUCAUGGACCUCGUUCCCGAUAUGACAUAUAGGAUACGUGUUGCAAACACUGGCGCACUUGCUGGGUUCACUCUCUCCUUCAGCCAUCACGUACUGGAUCUUAUGCAGGUGGAUAGUAUUGAUGUACAGCGUCCGGAACAGCGAAAUACCAAUUCUGUUGGGAUCCUGUAUCCCGGACAGCGCAUGGACUUUAUCCUUCGGCCGUCGUCGCAGAGCACCAACAAGCAGCCAUAUGUGACGGUUCAAUUAGAUCAAAACUGCUUCAAGUACGCCAAUCCAGCAUUGAACCCUGAUCAAACAUUCCCAAUUAAUGAUCAUCCAACUUCCACUUUCAAUACCAGCUCCCAGCCACCGGUGGUUAUCAACCAUCUCAACAUCCAAGAAGUACCAUCCGCACCCUCGAUCCUAAACUCACUUCCACCAACAGCAGAACAAACACACGUCAUCUACACUAAGAUCCAAAAGAUGGCCCGCUACUCCAACAAACCAUUCGGCUAUAUCAACCAAACAACCUGGAAACCACAACAACAUCCACCAGCACCGCUGACCACUUUACCUCGUACAAAAUGGGAUAAGAACCAAUUUACAAUUACUACAGGACCGGACUCAGUAUGGAUAGACCUAGUAAUCAACAACCUAGACGAAGGAUCCCAUCCAUUCCACCUGCAUGGCCACCACUUCUACAUCCUAGCAACAUAUCAAGCAAGCUCCGGCUGGGGCUCCUACAACCCCUUCGCAGAUAAAUCACCACCACACGCAGGUUCAGACCUGGAAAGGGACUCCGGCUCAUCUACAUCCUUAUCCCACGACCAGCCAGACCAAGCCACAGAAGACGAAAUCAACCCAAACCAAAACCCAAACAUUUUCAGCCCGUACGACCUCUCCCGGGCUGCACUACGUGACACGGUCAACAUCCCAAGUCGCGGUGUCGGGGUAACAGGGCUACCUCCUGCUAUCUACUAA